This is a messenger RNA of Geodia barretti, 2524 nucleotides long. The record is from the annotation of a GenBank genome assembly. NCBI's taxonomy places the organism in Eukaryota, Metazoa, Porifera, Demospongiae, Tetractinellida, Geodiidae.
UGGGUGCUGAUAAUAUUGCGCUGUCCGCCGAACGUUCUUGGCUGUUGUCUUGUCCCUGUCCGCUCGUCUAGUGGCAGGAGAUGGUGUGAGCGAGGAGGGCCCAGGGCUAGCUAGCUGUGUGUCUGUCCGAGUGGGUUGUCACUGUGUCCCGUGUCGUCCAGGUCGUGUCGUCUAAGUAGCUACUCACCGUUGCCCCCAUACCCUCUCCCUCCAUCCGAACAUGGAACAGCUAACUCCAGUGGCCGUGGUUCAGGAUUUCUCUGGCGGUGGUGCCGUGGAACCGCCGCGUCCUGUCGAGAAAGAACCGGACACCGUGAAACUGUUUGUGGGACAGGUCCCCAAGACGUUCGAGGAGAAAGACCUGAGACCUUACCUGGAGCAGUACGGACCUCUCCAGGAGCUCAGCAUCCUCAGAGACAAGCUCACCAAGAUACACAAAGGCUGUGCGUUUGUCACGUACGUGAACAAGACGAGUGCAGAACAUGCCCAGGCAGGCCUCCAUGACAAAGUCCUGCUACCAGGGAUGACUAGGCCACUUCAAGUAAAACCAGCAGGAUCUGAUGCAAGAUCUGAGCUGCGUAAGGUGUUUGUUGGAAUGUUGAGCAAGACAUGCACAGAGGAGGACGUGAGGGUCAUGUUUGAGUCUUACGGAGUUGUGGAGGAGGUUACAGUUCUCCGAGACAAGGAGGGUCAGAGCAAAGGCUGUGCUUUCAUCAAGUUCUCCAACAGACAGCAGGCCCAGAUGGCCAUCAACAAGAUGCACGGCAGCCAAGUCAUGGCGGGAGCUUCCUCUCCACUGGUUGUCAAGUAUGCCGACACAGAGAAAGAGAGACAGGCUCGCAGGAUGCAGAAGGCAAUGCAGCAGUUUGCUCAGCUAAACAUCGCUCCAGCAGCUUUCCCUCUCCUGUCUCCUCAGUACCCUUACCUUUAUGCCCAGCUGAUUCAACAGCAGGCAGCAGUGGCUGGCCUGACCCAACAGUCAGUGGCGGCAACGCAAUACGCAGCGUCACCACUGACAGUGACAGGGUUGUUGUCACCAACCAGUCCUUCUCAUCAUGGAGCUGCUACGGCAUCUCCUCUGGGGUCCUCUGCUGCUGGUACCCCUGUCGGACUGCCAUCCCCAGGUCUCCCACCCUCCAUGCCAGCUCUCUCUCCAAAUGGCCUCCCCUCAAUGUCAUCUGAGGCCAUUCACUCACCUCUUCACAGCCCCAUAGGAACUUACUCUACUGGUCUCCAAGGUUACACGGCCUACCCCUACAGCUCUAUGUUUGGUGGAGUACCCCAAACUCCACCCCCACCCCAGAAGGAGGGACCUGAAGGCUGCAACCUCUUCAUUUACCACCUCCCACAGAGCAAGAUUACUAGCUUUAUUGUAAGAUUACAGAGUGAAAUCUUCCACCACCCAGGAUUUUGGAGACACAGACUUGUACCACCUGUUUGUCCAGUUUGGAAACAUAAUUUCUGCCAAAGUCUUCAUCGACAAAGCCACGCAACAGAGCAAAUGUUUUGGGUUUGUGAGCUACGACAACCCAGCCUCAGCCCAGGGUGCCAUUUCAGUCAUGAACGGAUACUCCAUUGGAUCCAAGAAACUAAAGGUUCAGCUGAAGAGGCCAAAAGAACCACGGAGACCAGCUUUUUAGACCACCAGCUGUCAGGUAUAUUGUGUAGUAAAUAUCUCUUUCUCGCUGUGUUUCUCGUCUCGUGACCUGUGAACUGUCUUCAAUUGUCCCAGUUGUUGCCAUGGCGUCUCUAUGGCAACAUCACUUAAAUUGACUCUAUUUUCAAUAUUUUAUGAUCAGAUACUAAUGUACAGAGCUUCAGUAGUUGUAUUUUCAUUGUCCAAUUGUAGAGUUUCAUUGUAUUUAUGAUGUUGUCAUAGUUACAAGUAUAAAACGUGAACACACAACUGCACACAGAUCGUCACGGCAACUGAUUACAUUGUCACGGCAACUGAUUAAGGGGGUGGAGAUCCAGUGCUGAGGAUGUUGUUGUGUCCUCCAAAUGGAUCGUUCACCACAGGCAUGUCAUCCUUAUGCUUCCACUGGCCAUCCACCACAAACUUGUAUUCAAAGGAGCUCUCCAGUGGAAGGUCAAGGGUCGAUAAGUAGCUACCUCCGUCCUUCUUUGUCAUGGGAACAGGCUGCCAGUUUGAGAAUGUCCCUGCCACGCAAACCUCGCUGUUUGUGUUCCAUUCCAGACUCAGUGUACGAGUAUUGAGAACAUUGUUGUAGCCUCCGUAACCAUCGUCAACAGUUGGCUGAUUGGGGUUGUAGGUCCAUUUUCCAUCAACCACAAACUUGUACUGGAAACAGCCUUCAGACGGCAGACUGAGGUUCCCUUGGUACACACCUGACGACCUGUAGAGGGGGUGGAGUCUCACUAGGGGGCGUGGCUUAGGCCCAUGAUACACAGUAUAUACAACUUUUAAAGGUGUCGUGCAACUUCAAAAUGCACUAGUAUGAUGAUCUAUGGAACAUUUACUGAUGCAGGAAACCUUCACAUUGUUCCAUGGUCCAUACAUUAC